Molecule: messenger RNA, 2052 nt
Organism: Gymnodraco acuticeps
Lineage: Eukaryota; Metazoa; Chordata; Actinopteri; Perciformes; Bathydraconidae
Exons: 12
Coding region: 72-1946 (624 amino acids)
Molecular function (GO): ubiquitin-protein transferase activity
Source: RefSeq, a predicted model, not a curated record
CUCAUCCGUUACAUAACGGGACUCCCAGACACCCAGUGGACGCCGAAGUUUCAAGACUGUUUGGCCCCUACAUGGGAGGGAGGAGGACGGCAGGGCGGCAAACCCUUUCUGGUCCUGCACACCUGCAUUCUUAUACCCAUUUAUUCUGUUGCCUUGAGGACAAGAAUGCAGCCUUAGUCCCCAACCGAUACGCCAAAGAAAGACUCGCUGCUGCUGGCUUUGGUGAAAAACGGCUCACAUUUAAAGGCAGCCAUACAGAUUCAAAUGAAUUCCUCGAAUUCUUGAUGGAUGCCUAUCCAAAACUGCGGAACGGUGGCGGUUUCGAGUUGCUAAAAAUAUCUGGCACUACGAGAAGUCGCCACUUGAUUGUGAUCCCCUGUCCCAAUGAGGGUUACUAUGUCAGAUAUUUGAAGGACCCUCAGACCCAGAUUGGCCAUUCUACGGUUUUCAUUAGACCAAUGCAAAGAACCCUGAAUUUGGACCCUGCAUGUCGAUCAGAAGGCGACAACGUGUUAAUUGGACCAAAUCAGAAAUGUGUCAUCUGUGGAGAGGAGUUCCCCUUUUCCAGAAUCAAGGAUCACAGCAAUAACUGCACGAGACCAUCACAGAGCAGCGGUGAGGUACAGAUUGAGUUGACAACUGAAAGGGCCUCCGGAAGUCAAGUUAGAUUUGAAAGCACGUUCACAGGAGCACAGGGAAAUGAGACAACAAGGGCCAGGAACACAAGACACUCGGUGCCACCUCAGGAAAUGUUGCCUUCUCCUGAGGUAGUUGACAUCGAUCCCACUGAGGAAAGUGGCUUCUCUGAUUGGAGAAUAGCGCCAGAUCCCACAGAGGCAGCAAAGAUGUUUAAAGAAGACAUUUUAAGCCAGCAUGCAACUGGAAAAUCCUUGUGUCUUACUAUGGAUCUUGGAGACAGUGCAGCGGAAAGGGAAAGAGCAGUCCUUACUUUUUAUAAGAAGGCAAAUGUUGAGUGGGCUUGCCCCUUGACAUGCACACUUAAGGGAGAUCCAGCCAUUGGUGAUGGUGUGACUCGGCAUUUCUUUGCAACCAUCAUGUCAAAACUUCAGGCUGGUUUUGAGAUGAAGUUUGUGCCUGGAGGAACUCUUCUUUUUGAAGGAGAACAAGAUCAUCUGAUUCCCUCCACUUCUCAUCUCCUUUUGGAGAGUGACUUCUUUGUUGUUGCUGGCCGAAUGAUUGGACAUUCAUUCCUCCAUGAUGGGCCAUGCCUAGGUGGACUGAGCCCAGCUGUCCUGCAUGUGCUCUUUGGUGGAUCCCCAGAAGAAGCCACAAUAGAUAUUAAGGACUGUGUUGACCUUGAUAUCCGUGAGACAAUCAAGUUGCUGGAGGGAACAGCAGAGUUAUCAUCAGAAGAAAAAAAGCUCAUCAAUGAGUUGGCACUGUCCUGGGAUUUGCCUCUAGUCACAUGUGACAACAGGAGAUGGCUAUUUGAUAAACUGAUCCUCCAUGCUGUCCUUGGAAGAACCUCCAGACAAGUCAAGCAGUUACGAAGGGGUUUAAAAGAGACACUGAUCUGGCCUCUGCUGACGGAGAGGAAAGACACGAUUCCCCUUCUCUUUCCAAGAGCAUCUGAUUUGCAGUGCACACCACGGAUGGUGUUGGAGAAGAUAAACUGGCCCACACAGGAUGAGGAUGAAGACAGUGAAGUCUCUUUGGAGGAUUCCUGUAGGCUCACAGGAUUCCUGCGCACAUUUAUUGAGAUGGCAUCUCCCGUUAUCCUUGGGAAACUUGUGCAGUUCUGGAUAGGAUGGAAUGUGCUUCCUAGACAUGGCCUGGAUGUGACCGUGGUGGAGAGCAACUUCCCCAGCUCUUCCACAUGCUUUCACCAGCUGAAACUUCCAGGACAUUACAAAGAGUACUGUAUGUUUGAAAGGGACAUUCUUGCUGCUAUUUGGAGCACUGAAACUGGGUUCGGGAUGGUCUGAAGAGACGGACACACCUUAGUACUAGAUUUGUUGUCUUUUGUUUGGCCGGCCAAAAAUGUAUGUUUUCAGAGAGGAAAAAAAAACUCAGUUAAUGCCUAUACUCCGG